Messenger RNA from Ictidomys tridecemlineatus (thirteen-lined ground squirrel), 1614 nucleotides. The record is from RefSeq and is a predicted model, not a curated record. Lineage: Eukaryota; Metazoa; Chordata; Mammalia; Rodentia; Sciuridae.
UUUUUCUUCAUGUUUUUAGUAUUCAGAGGGUUUAUCCUGGGAGUCAUUUGCUGUCACUAUUGUUCAGUUGCUCGGAGUUACUAUUGGAUUGGAUUAUGAUAAUAGUGCGCACUGCUAUUGCUCAGGAGAAACAUGCACAAUGACACCAAAAGCAGUCUAUGCUGCUGGUAUAAAGGAUUUCAGCACUUGUAGUGUGGAUAAUUUUAAAUAUUUAACCUCAAAACAUGGCCUUUCAUGUCUUGAGAAGAAUCCUUUUGAUAUGCCAGUUCGGGUAGAAGCACAAAGGAAAAUAUGUGGCAAUGGAAUAAUAGAAGGUACUGAAGAAUGUGAUUGUGGCACUUCAAAGAAUUGUACACAUAAAGACUGUUGUGAUCCUUCAUCAUGUAAGUUAAAACCCUCAGCAGUAUGUGGCUCUGGAGAAUGCUGUACAGUACAGUGCAAGGAAAUUCUCUCUCCAGAGGACUUGUGGCCUGCAUUAUGGGUCCUGCACACCUGUCAUGGAGAGCAGUUUUAUACCAGACAGAUAAAACCAGCUAAUAUACUUUGUAGGAAAUCAUUUGAUUCUUUCUGUGACUUCAAAGAAUUUUGUGAUGGGAAAAAUGCAUACUGUGUGGAAGACACUUUUUCUCGAAACGGACAAGAGUGUGAUUCGGGUAGAGGCUACUGCUUUGAUGGAAUAUGUCGGUCUUUUGACAAACAGUGUCAAAAUUUAAUCGGAAGUGAUUCUAGAGGUGGUUCAUUUGCUUGUUAUGAGGAAAUAAAUUCCAGAAUUGAUAGAUUUGGAAACUGUGGCCCGGACGUUUGUCGUUUUCCUAAUACGCUAUGUGGAAAAUUAGUUUGUACAUGGCCACAUAAGGAGUUAAUUUCAAGAGCAAAUUUUUCUGUAAUUUACUCACAUGUACGAGAUCAAAUAUGUGUAUCUACAUAUCCUGCUGGUCGGAAACCAGCUCAUGAUACGUUGACCACUUACAAAACUCCUGAAGACAGAGAUGAAACCUUUGUAGAAGAUGGCACCAUGUGUGGUCCUGACAUGUAUUGUGAAAGAAUGCAGUGUAAAGAAGUUCGGUUCAUUAUAGAUGAGAGUGUUUGCAAUGCUACUAGAAAUUGUGAUAACCAUGGGGUUUGCAACAAUUUUAACCAUUGCCAUUGUGAGGAAGGAUAUACCCCUCCUGACUGCGCAAAGAAGGCUGGAGGAUUUGGAAGUGUUGAUGAUGGACAUGAAAUUAAAAUGGCUGGAAAAUCUGCAGAUAGAGGUCCUGGUAGUUCACAAAAACAAUACUUUCAAGUCAGUAUGUACGUUUCCAUACCUCUGCUUAUCAUUACUAUUGCCCUUUUAAUUAAUCAGGAUAAAAUAAGAAAGCAAUGCUUCAGAGAGGAAAGUGAAGCUGACAGAUCUAUGGCAGAAGAAAACACUACCACUAGCAGCAUCAAGUCAUCCCCCACUGAAAACAACAGUUCCUAACUAUCUUGAAUGCUAAUAUCUGAGAGAGAAGAAAGUACCAAAUCUAUCAUCAUAAACUGGCUUGAAUCAAGAAGGAAAAAAAAAAUCUCUCAGCUCUGUUGUCACUACUAAAGGGUUGAAACUAUGAAAAAAAUAAAUCACCUUGCCCCAAA